Theileria parva strain Muguga is the source of this 604-nucleotide messenger RNA. RefSeq names its product AP-1 complex subunit sigma-1A (gene AAP19-1). The coding region runs from base 73 to 531 and encodes 152 amino acids. The transcript has 3 exons. Gene Ontology annotation, biological process: protein transport; vesicle-mediated transport. Gene Ontology annotation, cellular component: AP-1 adaptor complex; intracellular membrane-bounded organelle. Gene Ontology annotation, molecular function: clathrin-cargo adaptor activity. The record is from RefSeq and is a predicted model, not a curated record. NCBI's taxonomy places the organism in Eukaryota, Apicomplexa, Aconoidasida, Piroplasmida, Theileriidae.
UUCUUUGUGAUGUUACCGCACAUCAGAACUAUCGAUUAUAUAUUUUAUUUGUAUACUAUUUUAAUAUGAAAAAUGAUAAAGUUUUUCAUUUCUCUUAACCGCCAGUCUAAAGUCCGCCUCGUGAGAUGGUUCAUUCCUGUAACUUCAAAGGAGAAGAGCUCCAUAAUCCAGGAUCUUUCUCACAUGGUGGUAAAUCGCAGCCUUAAACAGUGUAAUUUUUUAGAAUGGCGUGAAUAUAAAGUUGUUUUUAAAAGGUUUGCUAGUUUAUACUUUAUUGCCUGUGUUGAUAAGGAUGCCAACGAGCUCUUGGUUUUGGAAAUGAUUCAACGAUAUGUUGAGAUUCUUGAUUCGUAUUUUUGUAACGUUUGUGAACUCGACUUGGUUUUCAACUUCACUAAGGCAUAUCACCUAUUAGAUGAGAUUUUAAUUGACGGAGAUAUUUACGACACUAACAAGAAGGGUAUUUUGCGCAACAUGUCUGCUCAGGAUGCCAUGAGUGAGAAGACCAAGACCUUUUCUUCCAAGUCCUGAAGUUUUAUCCUAAACCCUUAGAAUGUUUAAUAUAUUGUAAAUUUAUUUUAAAAUAAUAUAGUAUGAAAUGGUG